Molecule: messenger RNA, 7137 nt
Organism: Anopheles stephensi (Asian malaria mosquito)
Lineage: Eukaryota; Metazoa; Arthropoda; Insecta; Diptera; Culicidae
Gene: wnd
Product: mitogen-activated protein kinase kinase kinase 12
Exons: 7
Coding region: 1081-4602 (1173 amino acids)
Biological process (GO): protein phosphorylation
Molecular function (GO): ATP binding; JUN kinase kinase kinase activity
Source: RefSeq, a predicted model, not a curated record
UGUCGCGAGCAGUCGAUUCGGACGGACGUGCGUGCAGUUUACGGGCGUCGCGUUGUGUAAAGUGUUUUUAAUUAAUCGCACUCGUGAAGUGUCCUCUGUACGGGUUUUAAGCAAACGAAGGAAUUUGUCUGAAGUGUGUGUGUGUAUGUGCCGUUCAGGUGCAAUUAAAAAGGAUUUCCCUCUUUUUCCGGAUGGCUACAGCAAUAACCUGCGUGAAGGCAGUAAACGACGAACGUGUUUUAAUGCGAUUGAAGAAGCCUUGAGCAAGUGUUGUUUCGGUGUAUGUGUGUGUGUGUGUUUGCGGUUCUGCACAUUGGCCGACGGCAUGUGAAUGUGGGUUUUUGGUGGUAAAAAAAAUAUAAUUCCAGUGCAAACAUCUCUUUCCCAUCAACGUUCUAGUAACAAAAGUCUUAAGCAAUACCUCGAUGGAAUACUCCAAAAUCUUCACGUGAAAAAAAAACUUCCAAACGCACGUUGAAUUCUUAAAGGCCCACUGCUAAAACACUCACGUCAGCGAGACUUACAAAACAAACAAAAAAUACGUUUAAUACGCGUGAGAACAACGAAAUAGAACAUCGAUCGCGAUCAUCAUCAUCAUCAUCAUCAUCGUCGUUGUACAAGCUGAUCAUCAGCAAGUGUUGCUGCGUAAGCAAUUGGAGUGGAUAAAAAAGUUUAACGCGAAGAAGCAUUGCACGUGCGUUCAAAGGCAUUUCUCCUUCCAGCUUAUGUUAUAUGAGCGUUUAUUGUUGUGCGUGAUUAAUAUUGCAUAAAAAAGGAAAAAAAAACCAGGUGUGAAGUGCGUGUGGUGUAUUGAUGGCAUUACUGGCCGUAUCGUGAGAGGAAAAGCAAGGUGCCGCCAGUUUCCGUUUCGCACGUCAGAAGGGGCGCAAAAGUAAAAGUUCUAGCGUCUUUCCAUGCCUACGAAAAUGAGUGAUGGUGGAUGAAAACACUGCUGGGCCAGUGGAUAACGGGUUUCGAGAGUGUGUGUGUGUGUGUGUGUGGUUGAAGUGAUCGUGGAAGAAUUGGGAGUGAACGGGGAGGAGUGAAGUUUCCGGAAGCAAAGUACCUCGAUUUAGGAAAAUGGAUCUUGCGGGUGAAGCUGGAACUACCUCGAGACAGGCACGGUUCGAGGACUAUCAGAAGCUGAGUACGUCGCAACCGAAUUUGGCCACCGAUCAACCGGAUCAUCACCUAAGGACAAGCAUGAAGUCCAUCCUGGAGGAGGUGAACCAGCUGGAACUGAACAACGAGCAUCAGCAACCGGCACCACCGUACCCGCAGGUCAUCUUUGGCAACGAGUACCAUCACCAUCAGCCGUCGGGCAACACCGUCGACGGGCCGGACUAUAUGCACCAUCCGCACCAUCACCACCACCUGCACCCGGCGAUGUGUGCGAACGGGUGGGCCAUGGGUAUGGUGCCGGCCGACGGUCCCGGUCUCGGGCCGGUCGGUGUCGGUAUCGGCGGUGUCGGUGUCGGCAUGUCCAACAAGCCCGCCACAUCCGGCUGGAUGGAUGGGCUGUUCGGUUGCAUGCGACCGGUACUGUCGCUGAUCGGCAAAAGCCACAUCAUGGAGAUGAAGAGCAAACAGACUGAGGAUUGGGAGAUUCCGUACGAAACGAUCACGGACAUGGUGUGGCUGGGCAGCGGUGCGCAGGGUGCCGUGUUCUGUGGCAAGCUGCGCAACGAGCUGGUGGCGGUGAAGAAGGUGCACGAGCUCAAGGAGACGGACAUCAGGCAUCUGCGCAAGCUGGAUCACGAGAACAUCGUCAAAUUCAAAGGAGUGUGCACCCAGGCGCCAGCGUUCUGCAUCAUCAUGGAGUACUGCCCGCAUGGUUCGCUGCACAAGAAGCUGAAGGACAGUGGCGGGAUCAUAUCGCCCCAGCAGCUCGUGUCCUGGUCGCAGCAGAUCGCACUCGGCAUGCAGUACCUGCACACGCACAAGAUCAUCCACCGUGAUCUGAAAAGUCCCAACAUUCUGAUCGGCGAAAAGGAUGUGAUUAAAAUCAGCGACUUUGGUACGUCGCGCGAAUGGAACGAGAUCAGCACGAAGAUGAGCUUUGCCGGUACGGUGGCGUGGAUGGCACCGGAAGUGAUCUGCAAUCUGCCCUGCAACGAGAAGGUCGACAUCUGGUCGUACGGUGUCGUGCUGUGGGAGCUGCUCACCGGCGAGGUCCCGUACAAGAACGUUGACUCGUCGCAAAUCAUCUACGGUGUCGGUAGCAACUCGCUCUGCCUGCCGAUACCGGAGUCGUGCCCGGAGGGUUUCAAGCUGCUGAUCAAGCAGUGCUGGAGCACGAAGCCCCGGAACCGACCGUCGUUCAAGAUCAUCCUGACGCAUCUGGACAUUGCCGGCCGGGAGUUGCUGGCGGCGUGCGAGAAGGAACAAUACGAGGCGUACUAUCGGUCGCAGCAAUCGUGGCGCGAGGAGAUCCGCAGCCACAUGCAGGAGAUAACGAGCAACCGGAUGAACAUCCAGAAAGUGGAGCAGGAUCUGAUACAGAAGCGGAAGGACGAGUGGAAGCACGCGCAGCACGUACGGAUGACGUACGAGCGGAAGCUGGAGCGCACGAACAUGAUCUGCCGGCAGCUGUCCACGUACAUUGCGCAGCUCGAGCAGAAGGAGCAGGAAAUUAUGAAACGGGAAAAGCAGCUUGCACCUCAGCAAAGAAAAUGUGGCUUCCUGAAACGCGGCGCGGCGGACAAAUCAAAUCGCAAACGACCGUUCAGCUUUCCUUCGAUGGCAACGACUCUGCCCGGGUACGGUGAUUCCACCACGCCCAGUCCAACGGCGACCGGUGCAACACCGGCCAAAGCAACACUGUACGCCGAACUGAACCCUACCGGCCAUCAGGGUGCCCGGUCCGUGGUGGUGACAGCAGGCCCCCCGCCACACUACAGUACACUGGCGCCACUCGCGCAGGCCUCUGCUCCUGCGGCAACUGCCACCACCAAUGCGGACGCGUCGACGGUGGCCGUUGUCGCUUCGCCGAUGGCUCCCACGACAACGUCUUCCGGGAGGGUGAAAAAGCUACGCCAUCGCCGGGUUGGCUCGGGUACGAUCAACUGCAGUCCGAAGUGUAGUCCGUGCCGUGAUCGGCGUGUGCAGAGCGAACCGGAAACGCGCCAAGUGAAGCUGGUGGACACGGAAACGCAAACCGAACCGAUGGACAUUAGUGAGCCGGAUGUGAGCCCGAGCCCGAAUGCGGCCACCAAACGCAUGUCGGCCAGUUUGCGCGAAGAAGCGGAGAAGGAGGAGGAGGAGGAGGAGGAGAAGGCAGACAGUGAGGUGAUUGAGGAAGCGUUGCGACGGCUGAGCGUGAAUGAGCGGCUCGCCGGCGAACGGACGGCGGGAACGGAUGUGCGUGCCAGUGCGUACCGGUGCAGCAGCAAGCCACAGUCGGAAGACGACGGGGAAGUGCCUGAGGAUGAGGAGAACGGCAAUUCGAUCUCGAUCUCGACGAUGACGAACAGCCGGAGCAGUGACAUGAUGACGACGAGCGGUGGCGGAGUUCCGGUGGCGGGCGAACCAAACUAUCGGUACCUGCGGCGGCAGCAGAGCACACAGCACCACCAGGAAGACCUGCAGGAGGAGGAGGCCGAUGGCGAUGUGGAGGAGUACGACGACGAGCGGGAAGAUUCGAGCCCCGACCCGAUCAUGGACGCGAUGAACCGUAACGAGCGGUUCGAUCGGGUGUGCAGCGAUGACGACAAGAUCGAUACGCUCGAUCGGAAGGUGAACAUUAUCUCGGAGAAGCUGCAGCAGAGUGCCGCGUACGGGAAUCUCCUGAACGACAACAACGUCACCGUGUACCGGGCCGGCCUGAAGCAACCGGGCCACGGUGGAAAGACGAUCCUGCUGAAGCAUCCCGGCGCUGGGAGCAACCUCAAGCCGGCCGGUGCUGCCGGCGCCGGCAUCGGUGUGUACAUGUACAGUGGUCCGCAUGCCGGCGGGCUAGUAACGGCGCCACCGGGCGGCAGUGUCGCGGAGGCGAAGAUGCUCGGUGAGAUCACGGUGGUGGACCACGAGCCCCGGGAAGAUGAAAGCUGGACCGACGAGGAGGGCGAAGAACCGGACCAGAACACGUACUAUGUGCUGCGUCGCAAGAGCGUUGGCCGUCUUCCAAUAAAGCGUGGCCGGCGGAUGAAGCAUUCGGUCGGUUCGGGCCCAUCGGUAUCUCCCGGACAUCAUCUCCAUUCGAUCGUCGGUAGCGGCACCGUCGCCAACGACCAUCUGGUGAUCGUGCACCGCAAGCUUCACUCGAACGUGACCAUCUCGGACGAGGAAAACACGUCCGAGUACAGUCACGCACCGUCCAGCCAACGAUCGACGCUCGAAUCCAAUCCGGAUCUACCAUCGGUCGUGAUGAUGAAAUCCGGUCGACGAAUGGAUCGAAUCGUGCAGCAGCAACCGAUGCACAAGAGCACCACAUCCGCAAAGGACACGGACGAUGAUGACGUCGAGGACGACGAUGACGACGAUGGCAACGUGCCGGAUAGUGAUCUCGAGCUGCAGGACUCUAGCGACAGUAGCUCGGACGAGGUGGAACGAGUCGACCGGCGGCCGCCGGUAGCGGAUGUCGUCAACGGAAAUCGGGUGUAACCGGGGAGGUAGUGUGUCGUCCCGCCCAUCGAAACCACUGAUGCCAUGUUGUGGAGGAGUGCAGGAGAGCGUGUAUGAGAUUAUGAAUGGUGGUGCCGUGUCUGCCGUUCUCUACAUUUUUGUAACAUUUUUUCUUUUGGCACGUUGUCCACAACACGCGCCCAUUACGUAGUACAUUUAGGUAGUGUCCAGUUAUGUUUUCAUUUGCUCGUAUUCUGUUACCGAUUCCGUUCCGUCCCCGUGCUGUUUUUGUUUGCGAGAUUUUUUUUUUCGUUUUGCAGCGGGCUUGCUGAAAGCGGCUACCUCCAUCUGUAGACACGGGUAGAAGGUAUGAUCUUUAAGCUAUUACAAACAAAAAAAAAAACAAUCCAGUCCAGUCGCGAGAGAGAGAAAAAAAAUCGAAAGGAUAUUAUACUUAGUGUUAAGAGAGGUACGCUCCGGAAGUGGCGUAUGCGUGUAAACGUGCGUAUUUGUGAACGAGAGAGACUGAAUCGAUCGAUAGAGCUCUGCUAUAUGUUUUGUGUUUAUGAUGUGUGCUUAAUGCUGGUGUGGAACUAUUUAUUCGGAACUCACUUCCGCGCAAAAAUCAUUCCCCGGGCAUGCGUUUAGUAAGUAGUAGUACAACUGCACACCCGGAAUACGACGGACAGAUACUGAACGAAGGAGAGAAAAGAAAUGGAAUUUCCAACACGUUUUCCCCCGCUCGUAGUGGUGUACAAAUAAUGGUGGCCUAUACAAAACGGACGAAAUCUGUCGUAUUUAGUUGUUAGCUGUUAGAAUACACUGGUAGGAUAAGAGAAAAAGGCUGCCUGGCUCGGGUGAAGUUACGUCGCCUAAACUCAGGUCAGCAAAACUUAGGCCAACGUGCUUAAGACUUGUUCAAUUGUACAUGUUUGUAAUUCAAUUUUUCCUUCGAUCGAUGCCGUUACAACUUCGAUUUGGUUCAGUUUUGGUUUGGUUUUUGUUAGUUCCUGCUUUGUGUUGUGCUUUUUUUGUUUUGUGUGCGCUCCUCUCCGGGGCCUUGUAUUUACUCAUUACUUGAUAGUCUCAAUUCGGUUUAUUGUACGUGUGUUUGUAUACGCUUGUGUUUCUUAUUUUACACUUAUGAUAUGUACCAUAUUUAUUUGCGGCAUUCCUAUCGCAAACGGAAGGCAAUGAGCGACAAGAGGAAGAACACACACAAAAGAAAUUUACAAAAAUAAUGUGCAAUUUUUGGAUUACAAAAGGCCCAGGAAAGACACGUGUCUGUACUCUCUAGCUUUCUAUCUUUCUGCAAACAUUCCAACUAUUUAUAGCUCAUAGUGCAGUUGAUAACGUAAAACAACUAUCCUUGACUAUCGUUGCGCAUGUAUAAUGAUGUAAAGUAAAUAAAAGAAAGCAAUCAAAUAUUCAGAGGGAAACUAUAAACGAAAAAACACGCCUCAGAAGGAUGAAAGUGAAGAAACGGUUUAAAACAUAAAAAAAGACGGCAAAUGGACGUUCAAUUCAAUGUUCGCUUCGCACGUGUUUGAUGUCCUUGCCGGAUUCGCGAUAAUGCUGUUGCCAUUUGCCUUAACUGUGGCUAGCCCGCAACUUUCAACUGCAGCAUUAUUAACGUUAAGAAAACUGUGUGCUCCGUUUGUUUGCAUGUAGAAGCAGCAGCAGCACCCUACAACAAACUCAUUGGUACCUGGCUAGAGCGUUCAUUCAGCACCGAUCGGAAAACAGUGGAAAUAGAAAGCCACACGAAAGCUUUGCACCACGUUUGCAGCUGCAAGAGAUAUUAUUUUUGAUGCAUUUUACUCUCCAUACAUGUGACCCGCGCCGUUCGCCACAGCAGCUGUAGGACGGACGGUCGCCGAGUAGUUCAACCAGCAAGCAAGCAAAAGUUUUAAAUUUGCAAUCGGUGUAAAAUGCAGGAAAUAUAUGGACAACUGUAGCGUGUGUUACGCACGCAAGCUUGUACGACAACAAUGUUAGGCCUUUUUUCAGCCCGCCGAAGAGAGAAAAACACGAAUACUGCUGAUAGCACAGGUUCGGACAAGAGAUUAGUUUAUUUUUGCAACGACAGCAAACAGCGUAAUCGUAUCGUGUUAGUGGUCUAACGUAUGGAAGAAAAAACACACAAAUACAAACUCCAAUUAAGCGAUAAGAUUCCCAGCAGUUAACCAGCUGUUUAAUCUAUGAUAAUCGUUGUUCAAAAUUAAAUAUUCACUAUGCAAACUGGUAGUAGCUCCAGCACCAGUCACGCUUCAAUAUAGAGUCAAACACAAAACAGGACAACAUAGAAAAGGGGAAUAAGUUACAGGAAUAUGCAGGACGCAAAACAAAACAGCCUAUAGGAAUGGUUUAGUGAACCGUGGCUUGGAAGAAGCAGAUAAACCUCGUGUAAUAAAUCCACUAUUAUUAGUAACGAUACUUAAAACCAGACUCGUCGGGAAGGUGGGCGGUAUGGGAUGCCAAUAGAGAGCAAAGUUUGGUGACCGAAUGUUCAAAGCGGAGGAUUGCGAAAGCGAAGAUUGUCGCGCGAAAUAAAGAAACAUAAGAAAAGGUAAA